Molecule: messenger RNA, 1228 nt
Organism: Amphimedon queenslandica
Lineage: Eukaryota; Metazoa; Porifera; Demospongiae; Haplosclerida; Niphatidae
Exons: 2
Coding region: 4-1092 (362 amino acids)
Source: RefSeq, a predicted model, not a curated record
GUUAUGUUAAAAAGGAAUGGCAGGUCCUCUGAACUUAAUGUUUCUCAGGUGAAUACAGAGAAUUUAAGGCGAGUUUUUCAGGUGGAUCCCGAAGAGGCAUGGCUACAGGACGAUUUUGACGGUAGUGCGUACUUUCCAAAUGAUGAAGGCUCCUUUGAAGGGCUACACCAAUUUCAAACCCUAGUUGUCAAUGGUGUAGCCACGACCGCUCCUACUCCUCGAUAUCAGCAGCAGUCUCCGGUAUCUUCUCUCGGUUCUCUGCCGUCAUCAAGUUCCAGCCUUUCCUCGAGCUCAACGCCACUGUUCCGUUCCGUUGUGUCAUCGGCAAAGAAGGCCAAGUAUCGUUUAAAAAUCGUCAAAGCUACCCUCACCUGGCAGGGAAAUAAAGCUGUAUUUAAGCACGUAGCUGCUGGAUUUAUCGAAAUUGAUGAUUUAACUGCCAGGGUUGAUUAUGUUGUCAAAGAAGUUCAGAAAACCUGGGGGGAGAUGUACACAGUAGUUACAAAUGACGGAUUACAAUUAGUUGACUCGGGGGCUACAAAUGGUUUGGCAUUCUGGAAAAAUCCACGAAGGAAGAUAUAUGCUGUGGUGAAGGAUAGUAUGAAAGGUAAAAGUCACAGUCGUAAUGAGCCAUUGUCAAGUAUUUCACAUGAUUCGGAUUCUGAUGAUGAAUUCCAACAAAGGAGGAAGAAAAGUCGUAUUGAAGGAAAGAUUAACAGACUGAUGGAAGACGUAUUUACUCUUAAGGAAAGUGUCUCUGAAGUGAUGCAAGUAUCAAAAGACACUAAAAUACCUUUAGCACUCAAGAAAGUACUUUGUGAUUGUUUUAAGUGCAAGAUAUGUCACAUUGUGCCCAUCAAUCCUCCUGUUAUUGUAACAAAGUGUUGCAAAACAAUAAUAGGGUGCGAAAUCUGUGUCAAUUCAUGGUACAGUGGGCCUGACGCUUUAACAAAGGCCUGUCCCAGCUGCCGUGGAGAAAGGGGGUAUAACGAAACAAUGGUCAUUCGAGGCAUUGAUGACUUUUUGUUUGCUAUCAAAAAAACAGUGCCAGCAGAUGAGGAUGGAAGUGAUGGUGCUCCUCUUGAUGAUUAAAUAACAAGUAACUGGUCUUAUCAUUGCAAUAACUCAUUUAUUCCGAAUGUAACUAUGUAUUCAUUUCUUCAUUUAUGCUAGGUGUCGUUUAAUGAUUCAUUUAUUCAAUAUGUCACUUAUUUAAUUCUUCAUUUAA